UAAAAUCACCAUUCCUCUUAAGGGGUCUUCCGAAGAUGAGCUGCUUAAUAGAGAACCCCCUUCACACAGCUUUUCAAUGUCAAGGGAGAUACGACUUUUGAGGCCUUGCAGAGUUUCUUCAGCAUUUUUAAGAUUGUCACAAAAAGCAAAUUUAUAUAAAAGUCUAUAAUUUGGGGUAAAGGUUGUCGGAGUGUCUGGAAAAUGGCUCAAAUGGAAGCAGAGUUUGGUGUGAGAGGCGGCAGCAGCAUCAGGGAGUGGAGUGGACAGCUCCAUACUGCUCUGGUGGCCUCGCUUGUUUUCCUUUCCUGUCUGCAAGCCUGUCUGUGGUUCAGGAAUCUCAAAAGAAGACUGCCGGGACCUUUCGCCUGGCCGGUGGUGGGCAACGCUUUACAGCUGGGCCAGAUGCCUCACAUCACCUUCAGCAAGCUGGCCAAAAAGUACGGAGACGUGUUUCAGAUCCGACUGGGCUGCAGGGACAUUGUGGUCCUGAACGGAGACCGGGUCAUCCGCGAGGCGUUGGUUCAGCACAGCAGCGAGUUUGCGGGCCGACCGAACUUUGUGUCGUUUCAGGUUGUUUCGGGGGGAAGGAGCUUGACCUUUAUGAACUACAGCAAACGGUGGCGGAUGCACAGAAAGCUUGCUCAAACAACCAUCAGAGCGUUCUCCUCUGCAAACAGCCAGACCAAAAAAGCUUUCGAGCAGCAGAUCACAGCUGAGGCCACGGAGCUGGUGGAGAUUUUCCUUAAACUCAGCUCUCAGGGACAGUAUUUCAACCCAGCUCAUGAAGUAACUGUAGCUGCUGCCAAUGUGAUUUGUGCUCUGUGCUUUGGAAGGCGCUACGGACACGACGACGUUGAGUUCAGAGCCUUGCUUCACCAGAUGGAUCAGUUCGGACAAACUGUGGGAGCCGGCAGUUUGGUCGACGUGAUGCCGUGGCUCCAGUUUUUUCCCAAUCCCGUCCGGACGACCUUCAGGAAUUUCAAACGCCUGAAUCAAGAGUUUUUUACGUUUGUGAAGAGCAAAGUGGACGAACACAGAGAGACGUUUGAUCCGGAGAUCACCAGAGACAUGAGCGACGCCGUUAUCCGCGGGAUCAGCGAGGCCGACGUUGAGCUCACAGACGACUACACCGAGUCGACGGUGACGGACUUAAUCGGUGCAGGUAUGGACACCGUCUCCACCGCGCUGCACUGGAUUGUCCUCCUGCUGGCGAAGCAUCCAGACAUUCAACGGAAACUCCACGAGCUCAUUGACAGGGUGGUGGGCCGUGACAGACUGCCGUCCGUGGAGGACAGGCCGCACAUGCCCUACCUGGACGCCUUCAUCUACGAGACCAUGCGCUUCAUCAGCUUCGUCCCCGUCACCAUCCCCCACUCCACCACCUCCGACGUCUCUGUUAACGGCCUCAGCAUCCCCAAGGACACGGUGGUAUUCGUCAACCAGUGGUCUGUCAACCACGACCCUUUGAUCUGGAGGGACCCUCACGUCUUUGACCCCUCGCGGUUCAUUGACGAGAGCGGCUCCCUGGACAGAGACCUCACCAACAACGUCCUGAUCUUCUCAGCGGGGAAGAGGAGGUGCAUCGGGGAUCAGGUCGCCAAAGUCGAGAUCUUUUUGUUCUUUGCGAUCCUGCUGCACCAGUGCAGCUUUGAGAAAUGCCCAGACCAGGACUUCUCUCUGAACUACAGCUACGGCUUAACACUAAAGCCGUGGGAUUACAGAGUCACAGCCAAACUCAGAGGAAACUUACUAAAGCAGGCAUAAAAAGCUUUUUUUCUUAUUUAAAUCAGGUAUGUUCUCUAAAAAUUGGAACUUAGUCAAAUUUGUCCAAACUUUCAAAAUGUAUAAGCUUUACAUGGUUUAGAUAAGCUUCCUUUCUUUUUUUAAAAAAGUCAAUUAUUUUGAUUCAGAUUAAUUUUGUGAAGAAAAUCAGUUUUCUUUUGCACAAGGCACAUUUUUGAAUAUUUAUCCUUCAAAUGUCAAUUUUAAAGGAAACUUUGAUACUUCAA
Messenger RNA from Oryzias melastigma (Indian medaka), 2009 nucleotides. Its product is annotated as cytochrome P450 1B1-like. Lineage: Eukaryota; Metazoa; Chordata; Actinopteri; Beloniformes; Adrianichthyidae. The transcript has a single exon. The record is from RefSeq and is a predicted model, not a curated record. Gene Ontology annotation, molecular function: heme binding; iron ion binding; monooxygenase activity. The coding region runs from base 202 to 1764 and encodes 520 amino acids.